CUGUGAGCAUGCAGUGAAAUGGCUGAAGCAAGUGUUUCAGCAGAGCAGUUCAUCUGUUCAGUGUGCCUGGAUUUGCUAAAGGAUCCAGUAGCCAUUCCCUGUGGACACAGUUACUGUAAGAGCUGCAUUACAGGCCACUGGAAUCAAGAGGAUGAGAAGAGAGUCUACAGCUGCCCUCAAUGCAGACAGACCUUCAGACCAAAACCUACUUUAGGCAAAAACACCAUGCUGGCUGAAGUGGUGGAGAAACUGAAGAAAACUGAACUCCAAACUGUUCCUGCUGGACCUGGAGAUGUGGAGUGUGACGUCUGCAUUGGAAGAAAACACAAAGCUGUAAAGUCCUGCAUGGUGUGUCUGAAUUCUUAUUGUCAAAACCACCUUGAACAACAUGAGAAUCUCUUCAAAGGAAAGAAACACAAUCUAAUGGACGCCACGGGACGACUACAGAAGAUGAUCUGCCAGAAACAUGAAAAACUGCUGGACAUUUACUGCCGUACUGACAAGUGUUGCAUUUGUGUGCUCUGUGUGGUGGAUGAACACAAAAACCACAAAACUGUCUCAAGUGCAGUGGAGAGAGCAGAGAAACAGAAACACUUGGUUCAGACACAAAUAAAAUUCCAGCAGCAAAUCCAGGAGCGAGAGAAGAAACUUCAGGAGCUGAGAGAGGCUGUUAAGACUCACAAGCGCUCUGCACAGACAGCAGUGGAGGACAGUGAGAGGACCUUUACUGAACUCAUCCAGUCCAUAGAGAAAAGACGAUCUGAGGUCACACAGAUGAUCAGAGAUCGAGAAAAGACUGUAGUGAGUCGAGCUGAAGGUCUCUUGAAAAAACUAGAACAUGAAAUUGAUCAACUAAGGAGGAGAAAUGCUGAGCUGCAGCAGCUUUCACAGACACAUAAUCACACCUUUUUCCUCCAGAGUUUCCCGACUCUCCCUGUUCCUCCUGGAUCUCCAGAUGUUCCCAGCAUCACUGACAGUUCUCUGGAUGUUGUAGGAAAAUCAGUCUCUAAAAUGAGACAGAAACUGGAGGAGUUCUGCAGAGAAGAAAUUGAAAAACUCUCUGGAAGAGUGACAUGCAUCCAGAUCAUUCCCACCCCAGAAUAUGAGAGCAGGAAAGACUUCCUACAGUAUUUCUGUCGAUUUACUCUGGAUCCAAACACUGUGCAUAAACACCUCCAUCUGUGUGAGGGGAACAGAGCGGUGACUUACAGUAGAACACACCAAGAGUAUCCUGAUCACCCAGACAGAUUUAGUUUUUGGCAUCAGGUGUUGUGUAUUGAGAGAGUGCGUGAACGCUGCUAUUGGGAGGUUGAAUGGAGUGGGGAUUAUUGUGUGUGUAUAUCAGUGUCUUAUCAGAGUAUAAGCAGAAAGGGAUGGGGUGAUAAGAGCCAAUUUGGAAGUAAUGAUCAGUCCUGGAGUUUAAUCUGCUCUCCUUCCAGUUACACAUUCUGUCAAAAUAACAAACAGACUGAACUCUCUGCAGUGUCCAACUCCCGUAAAAUAGGAGUGUAUGUGGAUCACAAUAUCGGAAUUCUGUCUUUCUACAGCAUCUCUGACACAAUGACCCUCAUCCACAGAGUCCAGACAACAUUCACUCAGCCGCUCUAUCCUGGGUUUAGGUUUAUUUUUCCAUUUGUGUACAGAUUAUUUGGAUCAGCUGAAUAUCCAACAGCAAAACUGUGUGACAUUAAAUAGAUGGUCCAUGGAUUCUGCACAUGCUGAUUUGCCUAAAAUAGUUAAUGGGAUUUGACAGAUGUUGCUGCUUAGUAUACACACUUGUUGAUGUAACAGAUUUGAUUAGAUCUAAAAAAAAAUAAUAAAUUAAAUAAAUAAAUAAAUAAACAGAUAAGAGUAACGAGUAAAGAGCUCCAGCGCUUCAGUAGAACUCUACCCUUUACAGAAUAAUGCAUUUACAUGUAUGUGGGAAUGCAGCAAUAUUUUAUGCCUGUACAAAUGUUUACAUUUCUGUAAUAUAAGUUCAGUUGUUUUACAUGGUUGAUGUGAUUUGGAAUAUCUAUGGAAGUAACCUAUAGUAUCUCAUUUUGAAGAAAGCAAUAUUGAGUUCUCUGUAGUUGUUCAGUCGUUAUACAAGUGGGAUGAUUGUAGUAUUUGUCCUCCUCCAUUAAUUGGAAGACUGAGUAAAAAGUGACAAUGAUGAGUGCUACAUUUUACCCAUAGUUGAACAGUUUUCAACUCUCAGCUACAAAAAAAUAAAAAUAAAAAUAAAAACAAGCAACGAACUUGUGAAAUAUUAUGGUAGUGCAUCAAAAUGUAGUGUCAUCAUUUUGCCAAUGAUAUUACAUGUAAUGCUAUUUUUGUCUUCAUUUCUAAAUAUUUUUAUUUAUCAGUAUAUAUAACCAUACAAGGUCAAUGCACAUGUUGCAGUAUAUUUAAAAAAUAUCAGCACUAGUUUCC
Messenger RNA from Cyprinus carpio (common carp), 2415 nucleotides. RefSeq names its product E3 ubiquitin-protein ligase TRIM16-like. The record is from RefSeq and is a predicted model, not a curated record. NCBI's taxonomy places the organism in Eukaryota, Metazoa, Chordata, Actinopteri, Cypriniformes, Cyprinidae. Gene Ontology annotation, molecular function: protein binding; zinc ion binding.